AUGGCGCUAUGGGAAGUCCUGACUGUGACCCUCCACUGCUGGAUCAUCGCUUCAGCCAGCCUCGCUGAAGAUGGCCCCGGAGGACCCCUGGACUGGCUGCUCUCUGAUAAGGGCCCUUUCCACCACUCCCAGGAAUACACUGAUUUUGUGGAGAGAAACAGACAGGGCUUCUCCACCAGAUACAAGAUAUACAGAGAGUUUGGGCGCUGGAAGGUGAACAACUUGGCCGUGGAGCGAAAAGACUUCCUGGACUCCCCCCUGCCCCUCACUCCCGAAUUUGUCCGAAACAUUCGCCUCCUGGGCCGCCGCCCCACCAUGCAGCAAAUUACUGACAAUCUGAUCAAGAAAUAUGGGACUCAUUUUCUUCUGUCAGCCACACUGGGAGGAGAAGAGGCUUUGACCAUAUUUGUGGACAAGAGGAGGCUGAGUAAGAAAGCAGAGGUGAGUGACUACACCAGUAACAACACGGCCGUGACUCUGGAGGCCCUGCACCAGUUGGCCGCCUCUUACUUCAUCGACCGGGAGAGCACACUGCGCAAACUGCACCACCUCCAGAUCGCCUCCAACGCCAUUAAGGUAACUGAAACAAGAACUGGCCCUCUUGGUUGCAGUAACUAUGACAACCUCGAUUCUGUGAGUUCUGUGCUGGUUCAGAGCCCUGAAAACAAAGUUCACUUGCAAGGUUUGCAGGUCAUUCUGCCAGACUACCUCAGAGACACUUUCGUCCAGGCUGCCCUUAGUUACAUUGCCUGCAACGGCGAGGGGAGUUUUGUCUGCCGAGACAACGACUGCUGGUGUAAGUGUGAUCUGAAAUUCCCAGAAUGCAACUGUCCUUAUAUGGAUAUCCAGGCCAUGGAGGAGAGCCUGCUUCGGAUUUCAGAGUCAUGGGCGACCCUCUAUAAGGAAUUUGAGGAGUCAGAUGAAUUCAAGAUGUUCCUGACAAGGCUGCCCCAGAACUUUUUUCUCAACACUUCGACAAUCCAACAUUUGUGGUCACUGGACAGCGUGUUUCAGAGACGCUAUGAGCAGCUGGAGGCUAGCAUGAAAGGGUUGUUUCGCAGAGCUCAGAGAGUGGUGUAUAAGCUCUUCAGCCUCAGCAAGAGGUGCCAGAAACAACCCCAUAUAAUCCUACCUCGCGAGAGGCCACAGGCAUAUUGGCUGAACUAUUUACAGUCUUUGCUCUACUGCUCAGAGAACAAUCAGCUGGGCUCAUUCUCCGAGGAGCUGCACACCUGCAUAUGUGCGUACGACCACAGUUCCUGCCAGGUUCCUACCCCGUGCUCUGUGGGUGAGGGACCAGGCUGUGCCACCUGUGCCAGCGACAACCUCACCCGGUGCGGCAGCUGCAAUGUGGGCUACAUGCUAAGUCAAGGGAUUUGUCGACCCAUGGUGGCAGAUUCCACGGAGAACUACUUGGGAUUUGAGACAGACCUGCAGGACCUGGAGCUACGCUACCUUCUCCAGAGGGCUGACCGUCGCCUUGAAGUCCACGCCAUCUUCAUCAGCAAUGACAUGCGCCUGAACAGCUGGUUCGACCCUUCGUGGAGGAAGAGGAUGCUCCUGACACUGAAAAGCAACAAAUACAAGUCCAAUCUGGUGCAUAUGCUCCUGGGGAUCUCUCUUCAGAUCUGCCUAACCAAGAACAGCACCCUGGAGCCCGCCCUCACGCUUUUCAUCAACCCCUUUGGAGGCAGCCAUUCGGAGAGUUGGUUAAUACCAGUUAAUGAGAACAGUUUCCCAGACUGGCAGUCCACCAAGCUGGACUUGCCCCUGGAGUGUUUUAACUGGACCUUGACUCUGGGCAACAAAUGGAAGACCUUUUUCGAGACUAUCCACAUUUAUCUGAGGAGCCGUAUCAAAACGGUAGGCACAGGAGGCAAUGACAGCGUUUACCUGGAACCACUGGAGAUGGCAGACCCUUCUAGAAACCUGGGCUACAUGAAGAUUAACAGCAUCCAGGUCUUUGGUUACAGUAUGCACUUUGAUCCCGAGGCGAUCCGAGACUUGAUCCUGCAGCUGGACUACCCGUACACUCAGGGCUCGCAGGAUUCGGCCCUUCUGCAGCUGCUGGAGAUCCGAGACCGGGUUAACCGUCUCUCCCCGCCCGGCCAGCAGCCGCUGGACCUGUUUUCUUGCCUGUUACGCCACAGACUCAAACUCACCGCCAGCGAAGUGGUGCGCAUCCAUGCAUCCUUGCAAGCCUUUAGUGCUCGGCUCCCCAAUUCUCUGGAUUAUGAGACAACUAAACUGUGUAGCUAA
Chanos chanos (milkfish) is the source of this 2259-nucleotide messenger RNA. RefSeq names its product bone morphogenetic protein/retinoic acid inducible neural-specific 3a, tandem duplicate 2 (gene brinp3a.2). Gene Ontology annotation, cellular component: cytoplasm; neuronal cell body; dendrite. Gene Ontology annotation, biological process: positive regulation of neuron differentiation; negative regulation of mitotic cell cycle; nervous system development. Lineage: Eukaryota; Metazoa; Chordata; Actinopteri; Gonorynchiformes; Chanidae. The transcript has 7 exons. The coding region runs from base 1 to 2259 and encodes 752 amino acids. The record is from RefSeq and is a predicted model, not a curated record.